AUGAAGCACAAUAACGUUAUUCCAAAUGCCCAUUUCCACAAACACUGGCAAAACUACAUAAAGACAUGGUUUGAUCAGCCAGGAAAAAAGAAGAAAAGACGUGUUGCUAGGCAGAAGAAAGCACUCAAGAUUUCUCCCAGACCAGUUGCAGGCCCUCUUAGACCUGUUGUCAGAUGUCCAACUUUUAAAUACAACACUAAAGUAAGGUUUGGAAGAGGCUUCACACUAGAGGAGUUGAAGAAUGCUGGUAUUUCAGCAAAGCGGGCUUUAAGCGUUGGUAUUGCAGUUGACCACAGAAGGAAGAAUCGCUCCACUGAAUCUUUGCAAGCCAAUGUGCAGCGACUGAAUGAAUACAAAAGCAAGCUGAUACUCUUCCCAAGAAAGGCCAAUAAACCAAAGGCUGGUGAUAGCGAGGCUGCAGAACUGGCUUUGGCCACUCAAUUGCAAGGACAGGUCCAACCUAUCCUGCAGACAAAGCAGGCUGAGAAGGCAAGAAAGGUUACCGAGGAUGAGAAGAAAAUUAGUGUAUUUAGCUCUAUGCGUAUUGCUCGUGCCAAUGCAAGACUGGUUGGAAUUCGUGCCAAGAGAGCCAAAGAGGCUGCUGAGACUGACAAAAUGAAAAUGGGAAAGAAAUAAGUUUGUUAAAGUAUGAAAUUCUCAUGCACAUAUAA
Molecule: messenger RNA, 671 nt
Organism: Rhopilema esculentum
Lineage: Eukaryota; Metazoa; Cnidaria; Scyphozoa; Rhizostomeae; Rhizostomatidae
Product: large ribosomal subunit protein eL13
Biological process (GO): translation
Cellular component (GO): ribosome; cytosolic large ribosomal subunit
Molecular function (GO): structural constituent of ribosome; RNA binding
Source: RefSeq, a predicted model, not a curated record